Molecule: messenger RNA, 1287 nt
Organism: Ostrea edulis (European flat oyster)
Lineage: Eukaryota; Metazoa; Mollusca; Bivalvia; Ostreida; Ostreidae
Product: retinol dehydrogenase 11-like
Exons: 7
Coding region: 165-1133 (322 amino acids)
Source: RefSeq, a predicted model, not a curated record
GUUACUGUGACAAGUACUCGUAUAAAUCUACUUGAUCCAGACUAUCGGGAAGAGGUUAGCAAAACACAAAAGGGCAAACGUGAACGCGAAGGAUUGAACACCUGACCUCCACGUGAUGCAGAAUGGAUAUUAUACUUGUUGGUUUCUGAAAUGGAGAUGACAAGAUGGGAAUGUUGCUUUCAAGGAAGAUGGAAACUUGUCUGCUAGUAGGAUGUGGUGUCUAUUUUUGCUUCUAUUUGUAUUUUAAACUACGAAAAGGAAAAUGUAAAAGCAAGAAGACUUUGGAAGGGAAAACGGUCAUAAUUACCGGAGCCAACACAGGCAUUGGAUUUGAAAUUGCGUUACAUCUUGCAAGGAGAAAUGGACGAAUCAUUCUUGCAUGUCGAAAUUCUGAAAAGGGUGAAGCAGCUAGAAGCAGAAUUGUACAGCUGUCGGGAAAUAGCAAUGUCGUAUUUAGACUUGUUGACGUCAGUAUGAUGUCAUCAGUGAGGGCAUUUGUCGACGUCAUCAAAAGAGAAGAAAAGAAAGUGGACAUAUUGAUCAACAAUGCAGGCGUAGUGACACUAGAAAAGAUCCUUACGGAGGAAGGGUUGGAACUGACGUUUGCGACAAACCACUUUGGACCUUUUCUUCUAACAACUCUGCUCAUGGAUUUACUGAAGAAGUCUAAGGGUCGAGUGGUCAAUGUGGGAUCAGCCGCCAGCGUGAUCGGAACGGUGGACUGUGAUAAUCUCAGGGCAGAGAAAAACUUCAGCUCACUCCAGUACCACAACUCCAAAACAGCCAACCUUCUGUUUACCAAGGAACUGGCCAGGAGAGAGACAGAUGUUUUGAUAUCCUGUGUACAUCCGGGCACUGUCAGAACAGACGUAUUCCGGCAUAUGCCAUUGCCUGUCAGAAUCAUCAUCUCUACAGUAUUUAGAGUUCUGACAAAGUCGCCGACAGAGGGCGCCCAACCCGUCCUGUUCUGCGCGCUGGAUGACUCGGUGCAGACAGGAGGUUACUACAUGGACUGUCGAUUGUACGAUCACACUAUGUGGGUCCCCAAGUCUGCUUAUGAUGAGGGACUGGCCAAGAAACUCUGGGAGACCACGGAGAAGAUAGUGGCGGAAUGUGGAUCAAAGAUACAAUAAAUAUAAUUAUUUAGAAUUCGCUUAUAUAUUUCAUUUUAAGAUCUGCUAUACGCGCAUUUCCACGUACAUGUAUAAAGUGACGUAUGAAAAUAAAUGAAAUAAAUAAGUGAUCCCACCUCUGGUGUGUCCAGGGGUCCGUGUUUGCCCAACUAUC